This is a messenger RNA of Drechmeria coniospora, 996 nucleotides long. RefSeq names its product di-trans, poly-cis-decaprenylcistransferase. The record is from RefSeq and is a predicted model, not a curated record. Gene Ontology annotation, molecular function: ditrans,polycis-polyprenyl diphosphate synthase [(2E,6E)-farnesyl diphosphate specific] activity. Gene Ontology annotation, cellular component: dehydrodolichyl diphosphate synthase complex; endoplasmic reticulum membrane. Bases 1 to 996 code for a protein of 331 amino acids. The transcript has 3 exons. Lineage: Eukaryota; Fungi; Ascomycota; Sordariomycetes; Hypocreales; Ophiocordycipitaceae.
AUGCCUGUCAAUGCCCGUGACCGCACUGCCUACAGAGCCGAUGAGAGAACGGCGCACAGCAUGCUGACCGACGAGGAUAGGUUGAGAAUGCUCAAGGCAAACCUUCCGGCGCCGACGGAGCUUCCAGCCGUGAGUCGAUCACUGCCGCUCUCACAACGACGGUCCCGGUCCCGGCUUGGUGUCAGGCGCUUCAUUCGGAAUCAGCUCCACGUUCUCAUCUUUGCCGUCCUGCAUGGCAUUUUCUCCAUCUACAUCCGCCUCCGGCAGACAGUCAACCUCGUCUGCUACCAAGUCUCGUCCGUCCUCUACUACCACCACGCGACGCCGCAGUACAUUCGAAAGGACAUCAUGGGCCUCAGCAGGAGACCCAAGCACCUCAGCGCCAUUCUCAAGACCGAGGAGAACUACAGGGCCAAGGCGGACUUGGACCGGUUGAUCGACCAGACGGCCGAGUUGGCUACCUGGUGCGCCUGUGCCGAGAUACCCAUGCUCUCGGUCUACGAGAAGACGGGUAUCCUGAAGAAGCACAUGCCUCGCGUGUACGAGGCCGUCAUCAACAAGUUUACCUUUUACGCCGCCGAUCAGCACCCGACCCUGUCCGUCACUUCACCGCAUCGAGACGAGUACUCGUCCUCCUCCCCGUCCGUCGACGAAGGCAGCCGAGGUCAUCUGAAGCUGCAUCUCAUCUCCGCGCAGGACGGUCGAGAGUCCAUCAUCGACCUCACCAAGACGCUCGCGGAUAUGUCGCAGAAGGGAAAGCUUUCCCCGCGAGAUAUUUCCAUUGAGCUCGUCGAUGCCGAACUUUCCGAGGGCAUCAUGCCGGAGCCGGACCUUCUACUCCUCUUCGGCCCGUACGUCGAACUUUCCGGCUACCCACCCUGGCAGGUUCGCCUCACGGAAAUUUUCUGCCUCCAGGACAACGAAAGCUUCGGGUACCAAGUCUUCGUCAAGGCUCUCCGCAAGUACGCCCAAGCUCAGAUGCGCCGUGGCAAAUGA